AUGGAGAAGUUUGGCAAAGCUGUUAACUAUGCUGAUGGGGCGCUGUCGUUCAUAGAAUGUGGCAACGCCAUGGAACGGGACCCGCUGGAGGCCAAGUCUCCAUACACUAUGUACUCUGAGACGGUUGAACUCAUCAGGUUUGUGUCCCCACCAAUGUGUCCCUCCCUCCCUGCCUCCCACCCCUACCCAGGCCAGCCAUCCACACCUGCCCUCAGUGAAAAUUACCAUCAUUAUAUCCAGCACUGCUCCAGUCUACCCCACAAGUCAAGGCAAUUAGCGGACCUCAUUUUAUUAAUGGCAGUGAAAAUGAAAAUAGAUGGACCUUGUAGCUCCUCAUACGACCCAGGGAUUCAUGCACAGAUGAUUGAAAUAUUUUCUUCAAAAACGAUUAGACACAGAAAAUGACACAAGGCCGGCAGUUCUAUGGAUGCUCCCCUGGCUUUCUGGAUGCUCCCCUGGCUUUCUGGAUGCUCCCCUGGCUUUCUGGAUGCUCCCCUGGCUUUAUGGAUAUUGAGUCAUCCUCUCUUGUUGUUAUUUGAACUGAAAUUAAUUAAUUUUUUACUGUGAUUUAUGUUUUUGUCUGUUCUGCUUUUGAAGAUAUGCCAUGAGGUUAAAGAACUUUACAAGUCACUCAGCAACGGUAGCCGAGAAGAAAUUAGCUGUAUUGUGGUGAGUUUUCCCUUGAUACAGUUUCUGAUGUCAACUUCUGUGUGAUGAGUGAAUGAUGGUUGAAGAAAACCCAUCAUUCCUCUGAUGGGUGUGAUGACAGACAAGGUUCUCUAGCCUGUGUGGGCAUUUGGGUUGAUUUAAGAAAAUCCAGCCGGCUUCCAAACCCGUUAGAUGCUAAAUCUGCCGCUUCGCUCAAACACUAUUUAAAUCUCCACUCAGCCAUCCCUCCCGACAAUCGGAUGUAUCUUGAAGGGAGCUUUAAAACACUGCUAAAGCACUUAAUCAGCUUAAAGUGGAUCAUUAUUCUUGUAUUUCAUUAAGCUAUUACGGAUAAUGAAAGAUUUCCUGGCGGCAAGCAACAGCCUAUAAACAUAUACAGUAUACUAACCACACUGCUACAGGGGAGAUGAAGGGAGACUAUAUGCUGCCUGUCAUAUUGAUUGUAUAAUCUGAGUAGAAUGUUAUGGUUAGAAUGCCAUGGUUAGAAUGUCAUGGUUAGAAUGCCAUGGUUAGAAUGUUAUGGUUAGAAUGUCAUGGUUAGAAUGUCAUGGUUAGAAUGCCAUGGUUAGAAUGUCAUGGUUAGAAUAUCAUGGUUAGAAUGUCAUGGUUAGAAUGUUAUGGUUAGAAUGUUAUGAUUAGAAUGUUAUGGUUAGGCUCUCAGUCAUAACAGUGUAGACAGAGUAGGAGUGAGACUCCCAGGUCAUAAUUCCUGUGUUAGUAUACUGUUCAGACAUCAUUAGGGAUGGUGAUGACUCAUUAAUGCCAGAGUGCUGGUGUCAUGUCAUGGGGUGGUGCAUAUGUCCCAAGCAUCUGCUGUCUGGCUACUGCCUCUGUUUUCUAGCUUUUAUUUUCUAAGCAAUUAGAGAGGUACAUUUGAUAACAACAAUAUGAAAUGAUCAUGCAAAAUGGAUAUGUCAAGUUAAUGUGUUAGAAAACACGUUUUCCUUCUUGUUAUUUAUUUGAUGAUUUGUGUUGAAUGUUUAAUGUCCGUAAUUGAUACACAGACUGUUAUGUUGCCAAUACCAGAUAUACUGUAUUAGGUCCUGUAUUGAAUGGAAUGUUGUUAUACUCUUAUCGCCAUAGCAAUCGCUGUUUAUCCCUCCUGUACUUGAGAAUGUUCAAACUGAAGAAGGACCAUGCCGUAAAAUAUUCCCGUUCCCUGAUGGAGUAUUUCAAGGUAACUAACUCGAAUUCUAACUUCUAAUUCUAACUUAUAUGAAUAAAAAGAGUGAUCGCUGUAGAGCACAUCAAGCAAAUUAAGAUUUCUAAAUUGAAUUUAUAUUUGUGUUGAGUUGCGUGUACUCAUUAGUUUGCAUGGUGGUCAUUAAAAGCAAUUAAUGUUUUCGCGGUUAGUGUGCAAACUAAGUGUAUCAAUUAUCUACAUACAUUAGUGCUUAAGCCUGUUUUAAUUAAUUAUGGUGCAUAUUAUUCUAGAGACGCUGUUUGCGUUGCAGUGAUAGCUUUUCUAAGCUGUGCAAUGUGUUUGUAUAGUAGUGCUGCCAAAUGUCAUGUUCUCACAAACCUUUUCCAUUCCAGAAUUCGGCUAAAAGUUCCCAAGCACCUUCACCAUGGGGAGCCAAUGGAAAGUGAGUAACAUUUCACCUCAGUCAUCUAAUGUUGCAUUACAAUGCAUUCUUUAUACCAGAUAUCUCCCGGAACAGAAACAUUUAUGUGCCUACUCCUGGCCAAGCAACGAGCUAAUCCUCUCAGAUGGUGACUGCUUUGUUCAGACAAAAGCAAUGAUAGAAAGAGCCUCUGUCAGUGUGACUUUCAGCACAUCACACUGGUGGGGUGAGAUGAGAUCUGAGAUGAGCUCACCGCUUCACUGUUCUUCUGGAUUCUCCAUGGCAACUGAACCUAACUGAUCCACCCUGUGUGUUUGGGUUUGGGCUUCCGUGGGGCUUCCGUGGGGCUACCGUGGGGCUACCGUGGGGCUUCCGUGGGGCUUCCGUGGGGCUACCAUGGGGCUUCCGUGGGGCUACCGUGGGGCUUCCGUGGGGCUACCGUGGAGCUCGUCAGUGUGUCUGGCAGUCGGCGGUGAGCCAUCCUCUGUGUGUGACUGUGAGCUCCCUUGAGCCUGUCUUUUGUGCUGUUCUGCUGUGAGAGGAGCUGUCAGAAGCAAUUAGCCUCAGAUCCUACUGGCUCCUAGGGCUCCUGCAACCUCCUCCAGUUCACCAUGGUCACAUUAGCAACAAACUAGCCUUUUUAAUCCCAUGUGUCAGCUCUGCUACCUGCGGACUGUAAUCAACAUUAGAUUACACUCUGCUCUGGCCUUUCCCACAGUUUGUUUGUUCUGUCCUUGACAAUCAUGAUUUUUUAUUUUUUAUUUAUUGUCUUUUUUUCACCCUCAAGGGUUUGUUAAUUUCAGCAAAAGCCUCAAACUGCAAGAGAGGGUGCCGAGAGAGGCAAGCUGUUGACAGGGCACAUAAUUUAACUUCACGGGGGGAGUGCCUUUCAAUUUAGUGCUGAAUUAUAGGAUCUGGAGCCUGAUUGUUUAGGUUUGGCACUAAAAGACGGAUGAAUAUGUCCUCUGAUUGAUGGCUCAAGCCGACUGACAGAAGAUCAUGCCAUGGUUGUCAAGCCGAGAAAAGCCCCAGUUUGUCGACCAUACAAAAUCAAAUAAGUAUUAGUGAUUAAGCCUGAUGGAGAGUGGUUAAGCCUGACAGACAGUGGUUAAGCCUGACGGAGAGUGGUUAAGCCUGACGGACAGUGGUUAAGCCUGGCGGACAGUGGUUAAGCCUGGCGGACAGUGGUUAAGCCUGACGGACAGUGGUUAAGCCUGACGGACAGUGGUUGAGCCUGACGGACAGUAUUUAAGCCUGGCGGACAGUGGUUAAGCCUGACGGACAGUGAUUAAGCCUGACGGACAGUGGUUAAGCCUGACGGACAGUAUUUAAGCCUGACGGACAGUGGUUGAGCCUGACGGACAGUAUUUAAGCCUGACGGACAGUGGUUAAGCCUGACGGACAGUAUUUAUGCCUGACCGACAGUGAUUAAGCCUGACCGACAGUGGUUAAGCCUGACGGACAGUGGUUAAGCCUGGCGGACAGUGGUUAAGCCUGACCGACAGUGGUUAAGCCUGACCGACAGUGGUUAAGCCUGACCGACAGUGGUUAAGCCUAACGGACAGUGGUUAAGCCUGACCGACAGUGGUUAAGCCUAACGGACAGUGGUUAAGCCUGACGGACAGUGGUUAAGCCUGACGGACAGUAUUUAAGCCUGACCGACCGUGGUUAAGCCUGACCGACAGUGGUUAAGCCUGACCGACAAUAGUUAAGCCUGACAAAAUAACAUUUAUUGGCUAAAUAUAAACCUAUACAGUUCAAAACUCCCUGAUCAGUGUCACGUUCGUCAUAAUGAUUGGACCAAGGCGCAGCGUGAUAUGCGUACAUCUCUUUAAUAGUGUACUAGCAACACGAUACAAAAUACAAAACAACUAAACGAAACGUGAAGUCCUCGGUCAUGAACAUAAAACAACACGGAACAAGAUCCCACGAAUCACAAGUGCACAAAAGGCUGCCAAAGUAUGGUUCCCAAUCAGAGACAACAAGCAACAGCUGAUUCUCGUUGCCUCUGAUUAAGAACCACCCCGGCCAACCUAGAAACACAUAACCUAGAACAGAACAUAGAAAACGAAACAUAGACACUACACAAAGAAACUAACACCCUGGCUCAACAUACAAGAGUCCCCAGAGCCAGGGCGUGACAGUACCCCCCCCAAAGGCGCGGACUGCGACCGCGCCAACAUAAACCCAACAGGGGAGGGGCCGGGUGGGCAUUCCACCUCGGAGGCGGAUCCGGCUCCGGGCGUGACCACCACCCUCUAACAACCCCCCCGUAGCGCCCCUGGUCUGGCCCCGCUGGCUGGAGCUGGACUGGACAUCGGUGGAGCGGAUUGCUUAGGCUCCGGUGUGGAGCAGCUGACCGGUGAAGCAGGGACGGGCCGGACCGGACUGACGACGCGCACCACAGGCUUGGUGCGGGGAGCAGGGACGGGCCAGACCGGGCUGGCGACGCGCACCACAGGCUUGGUGCGGGGAGCAGGAACAGGCCGGGACGGGCUGACGACGCGCACCAUUGGCUUGGUGCGGGGAGCAGGAACGGGCCGGGCCGGGCUGGCGACGCACACCAUAGCCUUGGUGCGGGGAGCAGGAACAGGCCGGGCCGGGCCGGUGACGCGCACCAUUGGCUUGGUGCGAGGGGCAGGAACAGGCCGGGCCGGAAUGGCGAAGGCGCAUCACAGGCUUGGUGCGAGGGGCAGGAACAGGCUGGACCGGGCUGGCGACACGCACCACAGGCUUGGUGCGGGGAGCAGGAACGGGCCGGACCGGGCUGUGGAGACGGACUGGAGGUCUGGAGCGAAGAGCUGACACAACCCGUCCUGGCUGAAUGCCUAUUUUUACACACUCUGUGUGAGGCAUCAGCACAGGACGUACAGGGCUGUGUACUCGUACUGGCACUACAGCACGUGACACUGGCGCAGGAUAUCCGGGACCGAGGAGGGGUACUGGAGGCCACGAGCGUUGAGCCGGCACACUCCGUCCUGGCUGCAUGCCCACCUUAGCACGACACGUGCGUGGUGCUCGCACAGGACGUACCGGACUGUGCCGGACCACUCGCGGCACAGUACGCAGCUCCGCAUACCUCGGAACAUGCCCAGUCUCACGCUGCCUAGCCUGAGUACAGGGAGUUGGCUCUGCUCUACCUCUAGGCUCCGCCAACCUCCCUUCCAGCCCCCCAAACCCGGUGGCCUCCUCUCCUAAUCCCCAAACUCGCCCCGUAGCUGCCUCCAGCAGCCCCGUCGUCCAUGCCGUGUGCCCCCCCCCCAAAAAAAUUAUUGGGGUUGCCUCUUGCGUGUCCGACGUCGGCCCGGUUGGCGCCGCUGCUCCUCUCUAUGGCGCGCCUCCACCGUCUCCUCCCACGGACGGCGAUCCAUUCCGGCCUGGAUUUCCUCCCAAGUCCAGGACCCCUGCCCGUCCAAGAUCUCCUCCCACGUCCAGGCUGUCUGCUCCUGGACACGCUGCUUGGUCCUUUGAUGGUGGGAUCUUCUGUCACGUUCGUCAUAAUGAUUGGACCAAGGCGCAGCGUGAUAUGCGUACAUCUCUUUAAUAGUGUACUAGCAACACGAUACAAAAUACAAAACAACUAAACGAAACGUGAAGUCCUCGGUCAUGAACACAAACCAACACGGAACAAGAUCCCACGAAUCACAAGUGCACAAAAGGCUGCCAAAGUAUGGUUCCCAAUCAGAGACAACAAGCAACAGCUGAUUCUCGUUGCCUCUGAUUGAGAACCACCCCGGCCAACCUAGAAACACAUAACCUAGAACAGAACAUAGAAAACGAAACAUAGACACUACACAAAGAAACUAACACCCUGGCUCAACAUACAAGAGUCCCCAGACCCAGGGCGUGACAAUCAGGCUCCCUGGUUCAGAAAGCUAAGAGCGAAAACCUCUCAAAGGGGAAAUGUCCUCAUUGUAAUCUGCCUUUGAUCACUGUAUAUAUAAUUCACUUUACUCCCUGUAUAUAUGAUUCACUUUACUCUCUGUAUAUAUCAAAUCUGUAUAUAUUAAUUCACUUUACUCCCUGUAUAUGUAAUUCACUUUACUCCCUGUAUAUAUAAUUCACUUUACUCUGUAUUAAUUCACUUUACUUUCUGUAUACAAUACCAGUCAAAAGUUUGGACACACCUACUCUUUCCGGGGUUUUUCUUUAUUUUUACUAUUUUCUACAUUGUAGAAUAAUAGUGAAGACAUCAAAACUAUGAAAUGACACAUAUGGAAUCAUGUAGUAACCAAAAAAGUGUUAAACAAAUCAAAAUAUAUGUUAUAUUUGAGAUUUUUCAAAUAGCCACCCUUUGCCUUGAUGACAACUUUGCACACUCUUGGCAUUCUCUCAACCAGCUUCAUGAGGUAGUCACCUGGAAUGCAUUUCAAUUAACAUGUGUGCCUUCUUAAAAGUUAAUUUGUGGAAUUUAUUUCCUCCUUAAUGCGUUUGAGCCAAUCAGUUGUGUUGUGACAAGGUAGGGGUGGUAUACAGAAGAUAGCCCUAUUUGGUAAAAGACCAAGUCCAUAUUAUGGCAAGAACAGCUCAAAUAAGCAAAGAGAAAUGGCAGUCCAUCAUUACUUUAAGACAUGAAGGUCAGUCAAUACGGAUAAUUUCAAGAACUUUUAAAGUUUCUUCAGGUGCAGUCGCAAAAACCAUCAAGCGCUAUGAUGAAACUGGCUCACAUGAGGACCGCCUGUGACACUCUGGCUCCAUGGACUUUGAUAUUUGAGCCAGGGUUGUUCAUUUUCAUUUGUUUGGGUGUAUUUCUAUGUUGGGGUGUCUAGGUUGUUGAUUUCUAUGUUUGGUGAUUGUGCUUGAUUAGUCAUAUGACUCCCAAUCGGAGGUAACGAGUGUCAGCUGUCGGCUCGUUAUCUCUGAUUGGGAGCCAUAUUUAUACUGUGUGGUUUCUCCUUGGUUUUGUGGGUUUUUGUUCCGUUUUCGGUCUGUGUACCGUGGACUUCAUUGAGUCGUCUUUUGUUUUGGAUUUUGGUUACUUUGCUAAAUAAAGUCAUGUUUCUUGGACACGUUGCGCCUUGGUCAUACUUGGACGACAUAGACGACCGUGACACCGCCACAGGAAUGGAAGACCCAGAGUUACCUCUGCUGCAGAGGAUAAGUUCAUUAGAGUUACCAGCCUCAGAAAUUGCAGCCCAAAUAAAUCCACUAUCUUUUUUUAUUUGCUUCUGUAAGUAGCUGUUUUGCCCAGGAUAUCAAAAACCAUGGUGUCCAGUGGUUAUACAGUACAGUAUUAUCGCUUUGGUGGUGCCCUGACCUUUCACCUCCAACCACUAACCUGUGACUCCUGUAUUGUGUCUCUGUCUUCCCAGGAGCACAGGCACCCCGUCGCCCCUGUCACUGAGUCCCUCCCCGGUCAGUUCGGUCAGCAGCAGUACAGGCCUUGCGGGCUCCGGGGCCUCCGGCAACGUGGCUAUCCCCCAGCGUAUCCACCACAUGGCCGCCAGCCACGUCAACAUCACCAACAACAUUCUCCGUAGCUAUGAGCACUGGGACACGGCAGAGAAGUUGGCCACAGAGAGCCAA
Coregonus sp. 'balchen' is the source of this 7760-nucleotide messenger RNA. Lineage: Eukaryota; Metazoa; Chordata; Actinopteri; Salmoniformes; Salmonidae. The record is from the annotation of a GenBank genome assembly.